UACAACGUGCGUCCAUGAGUAGUGGCAUCGCUGCUGGUUUUGAAACAGGAUGAACGCGCCACCAGCAUUCGAGUCCUUUUUGCUGUUUGAGGGAGAAAAGAAGAUUACAAUAACCAAAGACACCAAGGUGCCGAAUGCAUGUCUGUUCACACUAAAUAAAGAGGAUCACACACUGGGAAACAUCAUCCGAUCGCAGUUGCUGAAGGACCCUCAGGUGCUGUUUGCUGGAUAUAAGGUUCCUCAUCCUUUGGAGCACAAGGUUGUGAUUCGCGUUCAGACGACACCAGACUACAGUCCUCAGGAAGCCUUCACUAAUGCCAUCACGGAUCUGAUCAGUGAGCUGUCCCUGCUGGAGGAGCGAUUUAGGGUUGCCAUUAAAGACAAGCAGGAGGGGAUAGAAUGAAGAACCAUCACUAUAAUGGACAACAACAACUUAUUCACAAUGGACUGAAUGCCACUCACCAACUGGCUUUCUAUAAUGAGCUACAAUGAAUCCAUUUAUUUAUUUUCUUGAAAUAUUUUGACAGCCGACAAGCUCUCAGAAUAAUAAGAAAAGUAAAAUCUUUAACAACACUGAGGUUAAGAUUGUUGUUUAAAAAAAACAUGCAGGUGUAAAGCAAUGAUCAGAUUUUGAACAUUAUUCAAAAUCUUUCAUUUCACAUCAGAUUAUGUAAAAGGUAUUUUCUUCUUCUGUGUCCUGAUUUAUCAAUGUUUUUUUUUUCCUCAUAAAAAUAAAUGGUCUUUUUUUUAAAUAAAGUAUUGUGGCUGUCUUAUACAGUUA
This is a messenger RNA of Danio aesculapii, 781 nucleotides long. It is a transcript of the gene polr2j, whose product is annotated as RNA polymerase II subunit J. Lineage: Eukaryota; Metazoa; Chordata; Actinopteri; Cypriniformes; Danionidae. Gene Ontology annotation, cellular component: RNA polymerase II, core complex. The transcript is spliced from 4 exons. Gene Ontology annotation, biological process: transcription by RNA polymerase II. Bases 50 to 403 code for a protein of 117 amino acids. Gene Ontology annotation, molecular function: protein dimerization activity; DNA binding. The record is from RefSeq and is a predicted model, not a curated record.